Symphalangus syndactylus (siamang) is the source of this 9520-nucleotide messenger RNA. RefSeq names its product stomatin (gene STOM). NCBI's taxonomy places the organism in Eukaryota, Metazoa, Chordata, Mammalia, Primates, Hylobatidae. Gene Ontology annotation, cellular component: plasma membrane. The record is from RefSeq and is a predicted model, not a curated record.
GAUUGGCCAACUAUCGCGAGGGCGGGACCUCGAUUGGGGGCUGGCCGGCAAUCUGGGUCUUGUGCCUCUGGCUCCUCAGGGUAUUCCCGGCGGCUCCGGGUUUGGCGACAAGGACGGGGGAGUGCGACUGCGUCUCGGGCAGCAUGGCCGAGAAGCGGCACACACUGGACUCCGAAGCCCAGCGGCUCCCCGACUCCUUCAAGGACAGCCCCAGUAAAGGCCUUGGACCUUGCGGAUGGAUUUUGGUGGCGUUCUCAUUCUUAUUCACAGUUAUAACUUUCCCAAUCUCAAUAUGGAUGUGCAUAAAGAUUAUAAAAGAGUAUGAAAGAGCCAUCAUCUUUAGAUUGGGUCGCAUUUUACAAGGAGGAGCCAAAGGACCUGGUUUGUUUUUUAUUCUGCCAUGCACUGACAGCUUCAUCAAAGUGGACAUGAGAACUAUUUCAUUUGAUAUUCCUCCUCAGGAGAUCCUCACAAAGGAUUCAGUGACAAUUAGUGUGGAUGGUGUGGUCUAUUACCGUGUUCAGAAUGCAACCCUGGCUGUGGCAAAUAUCACCAAUGCUGACUCAGCGACCCGUCUUUUGGCACAAACUACUCUGAGGAAUGUUCUGGGCACCAAGAACCUUUCUCAGAUCCUCUCUGACAGAGAAGAAAUUGCACACAACAUGCAGUCUACUCUGGAUGAUGCCACUGAUGCCUGGGGAAUAAAGGUGGAGCGUGUGGAAAUUAAGGAUGUGAAACUACCUGUGCAGCUCCAGAGAGCUAUGGCUGCAGAAGCAGAAGCGUCCCGUGAGGCCCGCGCCAAGGUUAUUGCAGCCGAAGGAGAAAUGAAUGCAUCCAGGGCUCUGAAAGAAGCCUCCAUGGUCAUUACUGAAUCUCCUGCAGCCCUUCAGCUCCGGUACCUGCAGACACUGACCACCAUUGCUGCUGAGAAAAAUUCAACAAUUGUCUUCCCUCUGCCCAUAGAUAUGCUGCAAGGAAUCAUAGGGGCAAAACACAGCCAUCUAGGCUAGUGUAGAGAUGAGCGCUACCCUCCCAAGCAUGAGGUGGGGGACCAAAUUAGCCUUUAACUCAUAGAGAGGGUAGGGCUUUUCCUUUUCCAUAUGUCAAAUGUGGUGUUCCCAGAAUGUAUAGCAGUUACAAAAAUAGGUGAAAGAAUUGUUAGCUUGUAAAUACCAAGAGAUUGGUGAUUUAUAUAAGGUAAUCUGUUAGUCUUAAAAUAGUUAAAAAUUUGUAUUUUUAGAUUAUUAUGUAGUAGGUUAGAUCCCUCUUGUUUUGACUUCCACUGACUCAUUCUGAACCCCCUAAGCACCCAGGCCAGAGGCAAGAACCUGGGCUGUAACUGCCACCUGACACCGCUGACUGGAUAAAUGCUUUGCGGAAAGUGAUGACCUUACACCACAACCAGCUUCUCUAGGUCAUAUGUGCCUUACCUCCAGAGAGUCUUUUUUUUUUUUUUUUUUUUUUUUUGAGAUGGAGUUUCACUCUCGUUGCCCAGGCUGGAGUGCAGUGGCAUGAUCUCGGCUCACUGCAACCUCCACCUCUCGGGUUCAAGAGAUUCUCCUGCCUCAGCCUCCCCAUAGCUGGGAUUACAGGCUCAUGACACCAUGCCCAGCUAAUUUUUGUAUUUUUUUUUUUUUUUUUUUUUUUUUUAGUAGAGAUGGGGUUUCACCAUGUUGGCCAGGCUGGUCACAAACUCCUAACCUCGGGUGAUCCACCCACCUCUGCCUCCCAAAGUGCUGGGAUUACAGGCAUGAGCUACCACACCUGGCUUGGAGAGUCUUAAUUAAGGAAAUUUCCCUAAUGUUCAUUUAUUUUCUAAAUCCAGACCAUGUUUCAGAAUAAUCCUUACUUGAGAGUAGCCAUUUUCUUGCCCAUACUUGUCAGAACUAGAGGAAAUAGCCAAAACUAAUGAAAAAGAUUACUCUAACCCUUCAAAGACUUUUAAAUUCACUACUAUAGUGGUCAUUUUAAAAAUACAUCCAUGUUUUAACUUAUUUGAGCCUUCUAAAUGAUUCCUCUGUGUUCUGUCUUUCAAACCAGCUAAAUAUUUGUCACAAAAGUGCUUUUUUCUCACUGUUGCCUAUUUUCUAUGUCAGGUUUUAAACAGUUUUAAUUUUGUAAUAAAAUUUUCUCUACAUUCUAUAUGCAAUUGUUAUAUAUCCAUUUGAAUAGCUUAAGGACUAAUAGUCCUAAUAGCUUAAGGACUAAAAUACUUUUUUAAGAGAUAACUUCAGGAAACCAUUAUAUUUUACUAUCUGCAUGCUGUUAACUGUGGUACACUGUGAAAUAUGUUGAUUACAAACCCAUUCAUUACAUAGUAUAAGGAAUUCACAAUAUAUUGACUAUAUAAUGUCUAAUGAUCUUGGGCAGAUACUGUCAAACUUACAAUAUCUAUAUAGAUGUAGAUCUUUUUCAAUUUACCUAGUCAUUCUUCUGUCAUGUAUAUUGAUGCUGAAAGAGGAACUGGUCAGCUCCUCUGGACAACAAAUUCUUAGUCUAUAAUAUUAGGAGACAUCUUCUGUUUGGCAAAUGUCUAUGAAUCGGAGCAACCUGGCAUUCUGCUUACUGGCCAGAAAGCUGGCGGGUGACAUUUGUAACUUUUCCUCUUUGAGACUCUGAGUUCACCUAGAGAAGUCUAAGCAUAACAGCUUUCUUUCCCAGCAUGAGCCUUUAUAACUCUCCUUAGCUCAACCACUCUGUCCAUCCAGCCAAUGGAUGUCCCUUCCCCUGUACCCCAAUUUCAAGCUUAUUUUAGGAAGCCUUGAACUACCAUGUAUCCUGGCUCCUAGCUGAGUUUAUUAGAGGUAUGGAGCAGUGCAACUUAAACUCAAGUUGCACUUACAUUUUGAAUUUUAAAAUGAUGGUUUUAUCUGUUGUGUGAAGUGGCUCACCCUUAAGGACCAGGAGGCUCCAUAUCCUGACUGAAAAUCUUUUCUGAGACUUAGAGUAAUAGUGCUUUUGGUUCCUUGAGUUCUCCUGUCUCCAGAUACCAAAUGACCUUGACUUUUCUGCCUUGUGAAUUCAUAGUCCAAUAGGUUGAAAUUAAAUCACUUGGGAGGGAUGCGUAGAAGGAGCUCUAGGAACACAGUGCCAGUGCAGAAGUUUUUCCAGGUGGCCUCCCUUUCCAACAAUGUACAUAAUAAAGUAUAUGCACUUUCACUAAUAUUUUUGGGGUGAGAGUCUGUUUCGGCCUGUGUUGAAUGUAUGUGGAUUUCCGUUUUCAGAAGUAGUACAUUAGAUCCUCCGGUUCUGAGCUGGCUGGUUGACUUCUUCGUGUGCUUUGUGGGCCAGGGGAAGGGGACAGGCUGCUGUGGGCCAUCUGCUGUCUCCCAGGUCCAGGCACCCUCUGGUGCACUGGCCCACACAUUUUCCCUGGGGAGUUUAGAGAUCCACACACACCCUCCACCACCACUAAGCUUUAACUGACUUCAUUUUCUUUUGUUUUCCUCCAAACGGGACAGGAACCCACUUCUUGCUGUCACCCAGUUAAUCACAUAGACAUAGCCUUUACUUAAAAAGAAAGAAAUAGUGAUAAAAAACCAAUGUGUUUUACCUGCAACAUCUGACAGAACUGUCUUGAAUUAGUGGCUGCCAUUUGGGAGCACCAGUCACUCAGCUCUGUGCAGAAAUACGUGUAUGUACCUUCUAUCAUUUUAUCUCAAAAUGGUUUGAUAGACACUUUAUUAUCACCAUUUUGUAGAUGAGGACACUGAGGCUCAAAGGUUAAAACAGCCAAAGUCACAUGGUUGGAAAGGAACAGAGCUGGGAUUCAAACCCACAUCUGUCUAAUACCAAAGAUUUGUGAGGUGUAUCAGUGUAUCUUCAUGUGACACUGCCUGCCUCUAGUGCCCCCAUCCACACACGACCACCACCACUUUGUAGAUAGAUCACAACUUUUCCCAAGACUAUCAAAGUUCAUUUGUCUUUACAUUCACACCUAACCAGGCCCUAAACUUAAACUUUUGUUUUGGGCCAUCCGAUUCAGCCAAAGUUCAUUAUAAAAAGAGGAGAGUCAAUUGGGCAUUUUUUGUUUGAUUGUUUGUUUGUUUGUUUUGAGAGGAAGUCUCGCUCGUCACCCAGGCUGGAGUGCAAUGGUGUGAUCUUGGCUCACUGCAACCUCUGCCUCCUGGGUUCAAGAGAUUCUCCUGCCUCAGUCUCCCGAGUAGCUGGGAUUACAGGCGCAUGCCACCACGCCCGGCUAAUUUUUGUAUUUUUAGUAGAGACAGGGUUUCACCAUGUUGGCCAGGCUGGUCUCGAACUCCUGACCUCAGGUGAUCUGCCCACCUCGGCCUCCCAAAGUGCUGGGAUUACAUGUGUGAGCCACUGUGCCUGGCCCGAUUGGGCAUUUGUAACCACAAAUAUCAUAACACACUGUCCUGAGCAGGAGGAAACCCAGUGUUCCAUAGACUUUCAGCUUAUGUAGCCUUUUAAAAUAUAUCAUUUCUUGUGAUACUCACAAACCUGGUCUCACAGUUACUUGGCUAGUAAAUAGUGAAUCAAGUGCCCUUUCCUCUUACUUUCAGCAGUAAACCCCUUUUUUCAAAGGUAACUGCAUCGGUAAAAGGUUUACAGUGUCUUUUGCCAGGAUAAAUUCUUGAGUUCACAUUUAUAACAUUUACUGAAUAUAAAGUAACUCAAUGAGAACAAUGAGGCUGUUUUGAAAAACAAUAUUAGAGUUAUGAAAGAGUUCCAAUCUUAUAUUCAGAGUCUACAUUCUAUUUCUCCAUUUUGCUUGUCUGUUUUUAUUACCACUUUAAACAUGGAAUUUGAAUCUAAUGUUUAUAAAAUCACAGAAGCACCUCAUAGAAUUCUACAUAUUUCUGUUUGAAAAUCACUGCUCUGGAAUGCUUUCCUUGCUAUAGCAUCCACCUUAUAAUGUGACCUUGGAUAAGUCAUAUGAUCUCUCAGCCUCAUUUUCCUCACCUGUAAAACAAGGAGAUUAUAGUCCAGCUGUUUGGGUCUCAGACCUUUUGAGAAUGUGUUGGAAGCUACAGAGCUUCGUCCGAAAACUGCACAUAGUGUGCACAACACAAAUGUGGAUCCUUUGGGGGUACACUGGCCCCACUCCCAAACCUAUCCAAAGACUUAAGAAAUCCUGGGCUAGAUCAUGUCUAAGAUCCAACUACAAAGCUAUGCAGUUACCUGAAGAGUUUUUACUUUAUAGGAACCAAGAAGGCUGCAAAAGGAACCACGGUUGAAUGCCAGCACUGUGCAAGACACUUUACACAUCUUUUUUCAUGUCCAUUCAUAAUCUCAUUUGGCUGUGUUGACCAGGCCACAGGAAAAUCCCCGGGGAUAUUAGUGAUGAUCUCUUCCUGUGAUGUUGUUAACAUCAGGUCUACAGCAGACCCAGGCUCAGAUCAAGGUAGGAUUUGCCUAAACCAGUCAUACUUGCUAAUAGGAUACAGCCCCUUUCAAUCUACCCUUUCAAUCUACCCUGUAGCCAGAAGAGUUUAGUAAGAAAGGAAAUUGAAGCCGCUGUUAAGACUGUGGUUUUACAAUAAACUCUAGAAACAUAGUAAUCAUAAUGUAGGCUGCAAAUCUUCCCUAAAAGAUUCCGGGGGGAAAUGACUGGAAAUUGAGCACUCUGAAAAUUACAGGAUGCCACAGAACUGUAAGGAGCCAUUAACUUUUAAUUUUCCGCAUCUGGCCCCCAGAAGUCUCCAGCAAAAUGGCGGUCUACCCAGCAUCCAUUUAUCUCCUCCCUCCUUCCUAGGAGCCAUGACUUUGUUCAGAUACCUCCCCUGAGAGCUCUGACCUCAGGAGAAGAAUUCACCCCCAUCCGCUAGGAUGAACCUAACUGGUCUAUGAAUAAUUCCAUCCUUCUAGCCCAUGAUUCCAUCAGGAAUGAUUAUGUGACCCAAUAUGGGCUCUUGAGACCUGACGAAAGGUUUUCCGUGGACUUGGGAGCAGUUCCUCCUCCCUUUUCUGAAAACUUUUCUAGAAACAGUCCUCUUUUCCUCUGGGCAUUGCUGUUCAUGGGUGUGGAGCAACCAGAACACCUACAGAUAUUUUACUACCAGACUAGCGAGGGCCAAGAGAAUGAGCAGGAAACUCAGGCCCACUAGGUUUAGUCAACCACGAAGGCCCCCUCAACUCUGAACUGAUUAUGUAUGACAGCACAUAAGUGUGCUUACGGUUUAAUUUGGUUUGAGUUAGCUCUCCACUGCUUACAGCCAAAAACAUCCUUUCUGAUCCACAGUACAUUGGGUCUUUGCCUCCACGGAUGAAUACUAGGUUCUGCUGUGGCCUAGGUGCUUUCAUUAUUUUUAACCAUUUUUGAGCACUUACGAUAGGCCAAACAUUGUGCUAAGCAUUACCUCCCUUAAUCCUCAUGAGAAUUCUAAGUGGGGGAACACUGUUCUUAUUCCCAUUUUUCAGCUAAGGAAAUGGCAAAGAACUUAAAAUCACACUGCCAAUGAGUGGUAGAGCUAGAUUGGAACCCAGGUCUGACUCCAAAAGCCAGCUAUUAGCCACUAUCUUAUACCACUUCCAGCUAGGUAUUAAUACAACAUUACCAUUUUGCAGGUGGGUAACUUGAGUCUCCUGAAGUUUCUUUUAAGUAUUAUGUCUAUAAUGCCUUGCACAAAGUAAGUACAAAAUAAAUAUCUGUUCAACUGAAUUGCCCAAGAUUGGACACAGGAUCCAAGCCUAGCGUUGUCCCUCUGGCAUCUGUCUCAUUAUUUCACAGUGAUUUUUCCAUUGUAGGAGAUGAUGACGUCUGCGACUGUUAGAAAGAUAAAAUGUGUGGUUGAAGUGAUAGUGCUCUUGAUUGGCUUUUCUGCCUUUGAGAGAAAAAUAAGAAGUCAGCAUCUCAGUGGCCCCAGGCUGUUUUCUUUCUCAGAGCAUUGCACAACUCUUUGGAGGCCACGGCCAUACCCUUGAAUGCCAGUAUAAACUGAAAUGAAGAAUUAAUGGGCAGGUCUACCUGAAAUUUUACCUCCCACAAAUUUCUAGGAAAUAAGCCAGCUCUGUCCAGACAGGCCUCUACCUGCCUGUCGUGAAAGCCCUAGAAGCUUUGGGUGGUAAAUGCCACUUCUGUACCAGGACUUUGUCAAGUUGAUUGCUUUGACCAUGAAAGCAAACCUUUGGGGGUAGGCAAGGCAGGCAUUAUGGGAUCAAGUCCAAACCCUUGCUAUGGCAUUCAAAGCCCCAGCCUGCUUCUCAGCUCAGAGGCCUGCCACUCCAGGCCGCUGUCUGUCCCUGAGCACGCUGUUCCCCUCACAGCCCCCUGCCUGUACUUGCUGCACCCUCUGCCUGAAAGUGACUUGAUCUUCCCUCCAUGUUUCAUCCAGAAAAUUUCUUCUCCACUACCCUCAACACUUCUGCGAUGAAUCAAUCUCUGGAGGAACGGCCCUUGGGGAAUCCAUGCUUUUAAAAAGUGUCCUGGGCAAUUUGGGUGAUCAGCCAGCUUUGGAGACAACAGUGUAAACACACACACACACACACACACACACACACUCACAGCCUGCCCAUCAUUUAAGCCCUCAUGCUGGUUUCUGUUCUUUUACAGUCAUAUGCUUGGGACCUUUCACAUCAUAACUCAAUGGGGAUGGAAUGGUGGUGGGAGGUGACACAGAACAAGGGGGGGAAAACAAGGCGAGAAGAGACCAAAAGAACAGAGGGAGAGGACUGGGGAAUGUCCUCCAGCAGGUUCCUUGGACUGGUUUAGAAUCUCCCAGGAGAAAAGAUUAUGAAACAACAUAGAAGUCUCCAAGAGGGACUGUGUGACAUGCUGAGCAUGAGUAGAGAGUCAGGACCCAGGGGACCAAGAAGGCACAGAAGAGUCCCUUUCCCAUACCCUGAAGACCAUAAACUUUGAGAGCAUCUGGGGGCAGCUCUUGUGAUGGCAGCUGCUGCAGUGAUUUCUCCACAUAGCUUUGGGGCAGCAGAAUGAAUCUGUGGGAACCAGAGGUAGCAAGGAAGGUCCAAGCAGCUGCUACAGGAUGUGGCAGCUAUGAGGAUGCACCCUGCCUGCUUUCUACUGCAGGGCAUAUAAUUGAUAAGGGCUCUGGCUGCUGGCUUUGAACUUCAUCCCACAUGUGUCCCAAGGCCAGGCCUCCCAAAGACUGAGUGCAGGGGGCAGAUAAGGCACGCCUGCUUACGAGAGACACACGAUUCCUUUGCUGGCUGACUUUGACUCUGGCUCAAGAACACUUUGAAUCGAACGGGCUGCUCAUGUUCAUAGCAGCCUUAAGCAUAAUAGCCAAAAGGCACAAAUAACAAAGAGUCCAUUGAUGGCUGAAUAAACCAGAUGUGGUAUAGACAUGCAGUCGAAUAUUACUCAGCCACAAAAAGGAGUGAAAAGUUGAUAUAUGCUACAACACGGGUAAGUCUUGAAAACAUUCUGCUAAGUGAAAUAAACCACACACAGAGGACAAAUGUUGUAUGAUUCCACUUAUAUGAGGUCCCUGGAAUAGUCAAAUUCUGAGACUGAAAGUAAAAUACAGGUUACCAGGGGCUGGCGAAUAGGGAAGAAUGGGGAAUUAGUAUUUAAUGGGCAGAGCAUUUAUAUUGGGGAUUAUCAAAAAGGUUUGGGUACAGAGAGUGCUGAUGGCUACACAACACUGUAUAUGCAAUGUUACUGAAAUACACACUUACAAAUGGUUAAAAUAAACUCUGUUAUGUACAGUUUGCCACAAUAAAAAACAACAAAAAUGGGACUAUACCAUUAAAUUUAAAAAGAACACUGAAUUUGGCUUUGGGACUGCCGACAAGCUUUGCCAAAUCUUCCUGGAUUAAAUAAAUGACCACUAAGACACUUCCGCACAACCUUCUCUCCCUUUUUUCUCCACCUAGGGUCAGACUUGCGUCUAGGGUCUGAUGGCUCUCCCAGUCUUCCUUGGUUCCCCACCUGUUUCCUUUCUUUUGAGACAGAAUCUCGCUCUGUCACCCAGGCUGGAGUGCAAUGGCGCAAUCUCAGCUGACUGCAACAUCUGCCUCCUGGGUUCAAGAGAUUCUCCUGUCUCAGCCUCCCGAGUAGGUGGGAUUACAGGCGUGUGCCACCACUCCUGGCUAAUUUUUUAUUUUUAGUAGAGACAGGCUUUCACCAUGUUGGCCAGGCUGGUCUCGAACUCCUGAUCUCAGGUGAUCUGCCUGCCUCGGUCUCCCAAAGUGCCAGGAUUACAUGUGUGAGCCACCGUGCCCGGCCCCUCCCUAUUUCCUUUCGCAUAGGUAUCCCCCAAGACAAUCUAUACACCUCUCAACUCACUGUGGCAUCGCCUCAGGGCACCAGGAUUCACACACAGGGUGGAUGUAGCUUUUCUACUAGUUUACAGGCAAAUGCUAGGCACCUCUCUGGGCAUUCUCAGAAUUACCAGGGACACAGGCAGAGAAGAUGCUGGCUCUCACUGUCAGAUGGGCACAAGGAAACGAGCCACACUAGAGUACACACUUCAAAAUGUUUUCAUUGACUUUGAUUUCCCAAACACCGACAUUUUAGACAAUUUUGCAAGGACUUUGAAUUUUUGCUGGGCUAUUUUUGGAUACUGUAAAAAAAAAAAAAAAAAACGAAACAGAA